This is a messenger RNA of Rhizopus microsporus ATCC 52813, 821 nucleotides long. RefSeq lists its product as uncharacterized. Bases 264 to 821 code for a protein of 185 amino acids. The transcript is spliced from 4 exons. Lineage: Eukaryota; Fungi; Mucoromycota; Mucoromycetes; Mucorales; Rhizopodaceae. The record is from RefSeq and is a predicted model, not a curated record.
AAGAAAGGAUGCCUUUGUCUCUUACCACGAAGGCACCGAUGUACACCGCCUGCCCUCUGCUGCGUACUACGGUAUGGAUGGAACUGUAAACGCCAGAAAUUACAACAAGGUCGUAAAAAAAGCUUAGGUAUUGAAAGAAUUGAAACAGAUAUGCCUUCGCUGAAAACUGCAUCCGUUUAACAAUACAUGCUAUAUCUAACUUAUAUACUGCAACACAUGGACGUCUUGUUAAACUUUUACAAUUUUGAGCCUGCAAAGCUAAAAUGGCUAAAUUAUGUUGGGUCUCAAAAGGCCAUUCAAAAAAGCGCGAAUAUAUUAUUGAAUGGUGGCAAAAAAAAAAUAACAAAUUACGAAGAAAAAAAUACAAAGAGGAACACCCAGUUCCUAUCCCACAACCUGAAAGGAGGAAGAACAAAAACCGUUUUGAAGAAGGCGACUGCAAAAAAAUACCUUUGGUUAUCUUUGGUGACGGGCUGAAAAAUAAAGGCCAUGUUAGGCAAUUAAAGCACAGAGAGGGCCUUGGAGAGUUGUUACUUCUCGAUAUCAAUGAGUACAAGGCCCUCAAGACCUGCAACUCUUGCUUAAACCAAGACCUACAGAAUCCAAAGUGUAGAAGAGGUGAUGAUAUCAGAAAAAUCCAUCAAGUAUUGAAGUGCAGCACUUGCAAUAUUUUUUGGAAUCGUGAUGUAAUGGCAGCUAAGAACAUGCUUCUCAUUGCACCUUCUAUCUGGAAUGGUCAAGGUCGACCUAAUGUCUUCAAAAGACAAAUCGCCACCUCCAAUGUGGUUGCCUCGUCCCACUCCGGUGCGGUGCUGGCUUAA